AAGGCAUUGCCAGCUAUCAGAUGACGCAGGGAGAUCAACGAGGAGCCGGUUGGCAAUUCUACGAUGCCUCUUACGACGGCAUCUGCGGCUCUUUCCUGUGCCAGGGACUCGGCCAGUUGACAGACGGCAAACUCGGUCCCGACAAUUUCAAAGCCAGUUAUUACGACCAAGAUCGAGGCUGGGUCGGGUGGCGUAACGACUCGCGCAACGGCCAGCCCGUCGAUAUCGUUUUCGAGUUCGAUACGGUGCGCGAUUUCACUUCGCUGAGCAUCUUCGCCAAUAACCAGUUCACCAAAGAUGUCCAGAUCUUCUCCGAAAUGCAAGUGCAUUUCAGCGUUGGCGGACAAAUCUACCCGGGCGAGCCGAUUAUCUUCCGUCCGCCAGAGGACCGAAUUUUCGAGAAUUCACGGAACAUCAGCGUUAAGCUUCACCACCGAGUCGGACGCUGCGUCAAACUGCGUUUGUCUUUCCCGGCUGCUCCGGCUCGCUGGAUUCUCAUCAGCGAGGUCUCUUUCCGCUCCGAAGUGGCCGCCAGAAAUUACAAGACCGAAGUGGAUGGCAGUCCCGUCACUCCACCAGCCGCCGCACCCAUUCCGCCCGUCUCCAAUUUGCCACUCCCGCCAAGUGGUCACGAAGUCGGCAUCAACGCCGGCUCGCAGGAUCAAGUCAACGGUAACGAACACGAUCAAAUCUUUUUUUUUAAGGCGUAGUCUU
Messenger RNA from Daphnia carinata, 714 nucleotides. Its product is annotated as discoidin domain-containing receptor 2-like. Lineage: Eukaryota; Metazoa; Arthropoda; Branchiopoda; Diplostraca; Daphniidae. The transcript has 3 exons. The record is from RefSeq and is a predicted model, not a curated record. The coding region runs from base 21 to 710 and encodes 229 amino acids.